CAGAGAGAAAGGCUAAAGUCCUCAGAAGGAUGUGGCUGCAGAACCUGCUUCUCCUGGGCACUGUGGUCUGCAGCAUCUCCGCUCCCACCCGCCCACCCAGCCCUGUCACCCAGCCCAGGCAGCAUGUGGAUGCCAUCAAAGAAGCCCUGAGCCUUCUAAACAACAGUAAUGACACAGCGGCUGUGAUGAAUGAAACCGUAGACGUCGUCUAUGAAAUGUUUGACCCCCAGGAGCCGACAUGCCUGCAGACUCGCCUGGACCUGUACAAGCGGGGCCUGCGGGGCAGCCUCACUAGGCUCAAGAGCCCCUUGACUCUGUUGGCCAAGCACUACAAGCAGCACUGUCCCCUCACCGAGGAAACUUCCUGUGGAACCCAGUCUAUCACCUUCAAAAGUUUCAAAGACAGUCUGAACAAAUUUCUUUUUACCAUCCCCUUUGACUGCUGGGAGCCAGUCAAAAAGUAAAGCAGCCUGCAGCAGCCAGAAGCCAGCCUUGCCGCACGGAUUGUUCCCACUGACACAGCCAAACCAAACUCAGGAUCUUCACCGUGGAGGGACCACUGGCUGGCCAAGGCUGUAAUGGGGCACAGACUUGCCCUGGGCCGUGUUGACCCUGAUACAGGCCUGGCAGGGGAAAUGGCAGAUGUUUUAUACCGGCAGGGAUUAGCAAUAUUUAUUAACCUAUUUAUGUAUUUUAAUAUUUAUUUAUUUAUUUAUCUAUUUAUUUAUUUAAGCUUGAACUUCAUAUUUAUUCAAGAUGUUUUACCAUAAUAAUAAAUUAUUUAAAAUCUGU
Phacochoerus africanus (Common warthog) is the source of this 792-nucleotide messenger RNA. It is a transcript of the gene CSF2, whose product is annotated as colony stimulating factor 2. Gene Ontology annotation, molecular function: granulocyte macrophage colony-stimulating factor receptor binding; growth factor activity; cytokine activity. The record is from RefSeq and is a predicted model, not a curated record. Gene Ontology annotation, cellular component: extracellular region. The transcript is spliced from 4 exons. Gene Ontology annotation, biological process: myeloid cell differentiation; immune response. The coding region runs from base 30 to 464 and encodes 144 amino acids. NCBI's taxonomy places the organism in Eukaryota, Metazoa, Chordata, Mammalia, Artiodactyla, Suidae.